This is a messenger RNA of Dermacentor silvarum, 2117 nucleotides long. RefSeq lists its product as uncharacterized. NCBI's taxonomy places the organism in Eukaryota, Metazoa, Arthropoda, Arachnida, Ixodida, Ixodidae. The record is from RefSeq and is a predicted model, not a curated record. The coding region runs from base 1321 to 2115 and encodes 264 amino acids. The transcript has 7 exons.
CGAUCAGUCCGGCAGUUGAGGGCCUCGUGGGCGGUUGCGCAGUUCCGCCACUCUUUCGCUCUGCGUCGGCGAGCCGCUGUUGCAUCGACUCGGCGCCGCGCUUCUUCCGGCCAGGGGCAGAGAGACCCAACACCGUCGGUUUGGAGAGUUUGAGGCGUGGUGUGCACUGCGCGGAUCCGACGUUUCUCACAGGGUCGGACGUGGGAUUAACCCGACCCGGUACUUCUUGCAAGACUCCUUUCUGCAGUUAGUGUGAAAGUUUCGGCAGUUAUUGGCCAGCUCAUUGAUCGCAGGACUUGCAGUACCGGCAGCGUAAGCCGAGGCGCCUGUGCCGGACAUCGCUGAGGAGAGGGACCGUGUAUGGAUAGAAUAGUUUGUCCCAUAAAUAUCAUCGCGCUUGUGAAAGAAGAAAAUCUGAAGGGACACUUUCUCCCGCAUCUGCGCCGUCAGCAUUGCGACAUCUCGUAUAUAAAGUAAUCGCCCAAGUUCGGAUUUGUGUCAGAAUCACUCCACUGGUGCGGACGGGACAGAUCGUCGACAGAGUUCGCUGAAGCGCAUCAGCGAAGAGGCGACGCAACGAGCCUGUCCUAUUGAAAUGCAGAAAAAUUGGAGGAUGCGUUUCAGAGCGUACUUCAGCGACGAUCGCUCGCCCAGUCGACUACCGCGCGUCUUGAGCGGCGGACUUGCCGCUGUGCUGGUGUUGGAAACCCGCGAGCGGCGCCGACGCCUCAAGUGUGAACCCAACCGGUGACCGUACACAGGACCCACAUCGGGGUGCUGCCCCUGCUCUGUGCCCGGAACCGGCAUCUGUCCUCCACCGCACUUCUUCGAAUCGGCAACUUCAAACCGGACUCUUCGGCCAGGCCGUUCUUCAGAUGGCGGCGCCGACUGGAGGCCGGCGUCCGCGUGGUGUCCGUGACCACGCUGUCGUCGGCGGCCAAAGCGACGCGGGGCGUCUUCGUGCUCGGCGAUGGGAAGCAGCUGCCGUCGCGACUCGGCAUCGCCGGCCCGUCCGUCGUCGCGUCAUGCAGGUCUGGGCGGCAGAGCUCGUGGGAAGCUGUGCUUGACAAGCCAUGGCCGUCAGAAUUGUCGGGUUUCCUUUUUCGCUGGACGCUGGGCGCCACCACUUUCGCGCCUGCCUCGGACGACGGCAGCCGGUUCUCCUGGCCUCCGCUCGGUCUCGGCAACACGACCGGCUCUGUGCUGCUGACGGUGUCGGCGUGGCCAGGCUACCCUGUCGCCGGGCGAGGACGACGGCGUUCUCAGCUACGCGCCUCCACCAACGUUACUCUGCUGCGAUGUGCACAGGUGCUCCGUUUCAUGGCGUCACCCGCGGCGUUCGGCGACAGCAGCGUGUUCAGCGCGUCCGUGUCCGGCACUGGUCCGCUGUUCGUGCGCGCUGUCUUCCACGACGGCGCCCAGAAGCGAUGGACCACGAGGCACGACACGUGGACUGUUCGCUUCAGCCGCCUUUACGCCACCACUGGCUCAUUCCACGUCACUCUCAGCUGCACGAACCGAGCCGGCAGCGUCACUCGCUUUGCCGUCGCCGUUGUGGAAGAACCGGUCUCCGGUCUGAGGCUGAGGGUACGCAAGCCGGCGUCCUUUCCUCUGGUGCCACUCGAUGAAACCGUGGAGCUGGAAGCCGAGCUGAUAUCUGGAACGGGACUGACUUUUCGCUGGAAAAUGGACGACGGAAGAUCGAUCAACGAGCCAGCAACCGUGGAAACCCGAGGAAGAACCAGCAUCGCACGUCACCGGUUCAGCGCUGCGGGCACGUACAGCGUCAGCGUGUCCGCCUCCAACGCCCUGCUGACGCCCACGAGUGCCCGUCCCGUGGCCCACAUCGGGCGGCCGUUGAGAGUGGUGGAAGCCAUUGACGGCCUGGCCGCCGACGUCAUCGGAGGCCGCUACGUAGUUCUGCUGCAGCCGUGCCGCAACAGUGGCGACUCUGGAAACGAAGGAAACGCCAGCUUGGUGACGACGCCUUCCUCGAUGCGCGGCACUGGUCGUCGUCGUCGUCGUAGAACCGGCGAGCACUGUCUUCGGGACUGCGGGCAGGAGGAAAGGCAUCCUUCAGAAGAUAAUCCGCUCGAGACAUGGCGAUCACUCUGACG